AUGUCAUCUAUCGUCGCAGUGUUCGCCUUCCUCCUGGCAUCUGUCGCCGUUCAAGGCCUAGAAGAACAGCUACCACAGGUUGCCUUAGAGGCACUUAUGGAACUCAACAUGGAUUAUAGCGAAACGCUGGAAUGGAAUGAAGACUUGGUCGAGGAAGCGCUGAAAAAUUCAAAGUCUCCAGGACAAGCCGAAGCUGACCUAAAGAUUGCAGUGGAUCAAAAAAUAUCCAGUACGAAAAAACCGAUUGCGCUGAGAAUGAUAACAAUGUUCAAAAGAAAUCUCGACAGGAAACGAGAAGAGAUCCGUGCCCUGGGAGACGGGGCACAGUUCGGAUGUAAUGGCGUUAUCAACAAGACGACGCCGAAGAGUUCAGUGUUCGCCCUUUGCCUCUACAAGAGAAAAUCUACGUGA
Haemonchus placei is the source of this 411-nucleotide messenger RNA. The record is from the annotation of a GenBank genome assembly. Lineage: Eukaryota; Metazoa; Nematoda; Chromadorea; Rhabditida; Trichostrongylidae.